AGAAAGUCCAACCCCAUGUGUGAACCCAUAGACUUUUUGUGUGGAAGUUUGCUUCACCAACCUAGCUAGUUGUGGGCUAGGAUUGCUUUGUUGAAAUCAUGCAAGAUUGCAUGUUGAGCCAUUUAAUGAACAAAGAAAAUCAUGGACGGGUAGUAAUGAGGCAAAGAAAAAUGGUGCAUGGGUGGUUGGAUUUUUCACUAUAAAUACCCAUGCAUGCAAAGGCAAUGGGCAAGCAAAAGUAGGAGAAAGCAAGAGAAAUUGAGGGAGAGCUCUUGUGAGAGAAAAAGAAAGAGAGAAAUUGUGAGAAAUCCUUGUGUAGAUUAAGAGGGAGUAUUAGGGAGAAUUUGGGAGUUUCUAUACAUUGGAGAAUUUGGGAACUUCUAUACAUUGAAACUAGGGUGUUGAGUGCUUCUUGAGUGAGAGAGCUUCUAAAUUAUUGUACUCUUUUUCUUAAUAAUGGAUUUAUUUCUCUCUUUCCUGUGGACGUAGACUUGUUGAGAGGCGUGCAAGUCGAACCACGUUAAAUUAUUGUCUCAAUUUCUUUAUCGCUUCUGUUUAUGUGGGAUUGUGGUGCUCGAAAUUCCCAACAAUUUAAUCAAUAUAACUAGGUAAA
Molecule: messenger RNA, 613 nt
Organism: Rubroshorea leprosula
Lineage: Eukaryota; Viridiplantae; Streptophyta; Magnoliopsida; Malvales; Dipterocarpaceae
Source: the annotation of a GenBank genome assembly